UGAUUUUAGGGUGGGCAUGGCCAAACCUUUCUUCAGCCUACAGAAAUUUCUAAGGCGAGCCCAGUUUUUUCUCUUCUUUCUCACUGUUGCUUAUCUAAUGGCUGGAAGUUUGCUUCUUUUACAAAGAUCUUAUUUGGUUAUCCAGCAAAGUAACCGAGGAACUGUAGGCAAUCUGGGUUUAUCAGCUGACAGUGUUGGUGAUCAGUAUAUUGAUCACAGGAUGGUUCCGAAAGGAUUGGCAAAAUUACACGCUAAAAAAUUACUCACUCAAAGACAUGGAGUAAUAGAUCAGCCACUUUGGCUGAUUACACGCAACUCUGAACUGAGACAACUAAGAAGAAGAUGGUUUCACAAUUUUGUAAAAGAUCAGGAUCCUUCUCUUGGCACACCAUCCAAAGUAGUGAAGCACAUGCUGGUCAACAAAGGAACAUAUGUUGGAUGCUUUGUUGAUAACGCAGAGAAAAGAACCCUCAAAGCUACAGUAUUCUUUGAUCUUCGGAAAAUGACUGUAAGUCACUGCCAGGACGCUUGUGCAGAAAGGACAUACAUUUAUGCUGGUUUAGCAUAUGGAUCUGAAUGUUACUGUGGAAACCAUUUGCCUCUAAAUAGAGCGAAGGAAGAAGAGUGUAACAAUGAAUGUAAAGGAGAGAAAGGGUCUGUGUGUGGAGGUGUCAACCGACUGUCUGUCUUCAGGUUGGAGGAUCUACACGUAUCAGCUAAGCAAAGGAGGAAUGUUACCUACCGAGGAUGCUUCAGAGCCCCAGAAAAUGUAACAAGGAUUUUUCCUGUCUCAUUUCCAAAUCUUACUGUUGAAAUGUGCUCAGAAUUCUGCUCUGAUAAAGAAUAUCCUUUAGCAAUUGUGAAAUGGACAGAAUGCUUCUGUGGCUACCCAACGGGUCAGUUUAAUCUUUAUGAACCCCUGGAUGAAUCGCUCUGUGCUGGGUACCUAAAUGGCACUAAUGAAUCAGAGGCACUAAGGGAAGAGAAUUACUGCUCUGUUUAUCAGACACCUAUUCAAGAUACCAGGUGCACCGACAGGAAAUUCCUUCCAAUCAAAUCUAAAGUUUUUAUUGCUUUAUCAAGCUUCCCCGGGGCAGGAAACACAUGGGUGAGACACCUUAUAGAGCAUGCCACAGGAUAUUAUACUGGAAGCUACUAUUUUGACGGAACAUUGUAUAACAAAGGCUUUAAAGGGGAAAAGGAUCACUGGCGAAGUGGACGGACUAUAUGUGUGAAGACUCAUGAAAGUGGCAAGAGAGAAAUAGAAAUGUAUGAUUCCUCUAUUUUACUAAUCAGGAAUCCUUACAAAGCUCUGAUUGCAGAGUUCAACCGGAAAUGUGGAGGCCACCUUGGCUAUGCAACAGAGAAGCACUGGACGAGUAGAGAGUGGCCAGAAUUUGUUAAUAGUUAUGCAUCAUGGUGGGCCUCACAUGCUCUAGAUUGGCUCCAGUAUGGGAGGAAACUUCUUGUAGUACACUAUGAAGACCUAAAGAUGGACCUUAUUGGUAAAUUAAGAGAAAUGUUGGCCUUUCUCAAAGUGCCCAUAAAUGAAGACCGCCUGCUUUGUGUGGAAAACAAUAAGGAUGGUAACUUCAAACGAUUAGGUUCCAGUCAGUCAUCCUUGGAGCCUUUUACUCAAGAAAUGAAGAAUGUCAUUGAUGGAUAUAUCAGGACGGUAGACAAGGCACUUAAGGCUAGAAACUUUUCAGGUUUGCCCGAAGAAUACAUGCCAAGAUGAUAUCUAGUAACAGACAAGUUUUUGCCUUUCGUGGACUUUAAACAACACAAAGCUGCAAAAUAUCUGCAGUUGUAUAUUGGUUGUAAGCCAAGGCAGAAACCAUUAGCAUCAAUGUGUGUAUUUUUCUUUUUUUUUUGUACAGAUGGCUGGAAGUUUUACAUUUGUACAUCAUGUUUUUGGAGAGGUUAUUUUGUUCAUCUUUACUGUCUUUUAGCAAUACCUUUCAGAAGUAGUUUCAUCUUUAAGUCUCAGAGCUUGAAAUCUGUCAGACUUGCUUUGUGUAAAAUGAAUAAAGGAGCAGGAUACAGCAUAUUUUCUUUAAAAUG
Molecule: messenger RNA, 2064 nt
Organism: Xenopus tropicalis (tropical clawed frog)
Lineage: Eukaryota; Metazoa; Chordata; Amphibia; Anura; Pipidae
Gene: wscd1
Product: WSC domain containing 1
Cellular component (GO): Golgi membrane
Molecular function (GO): sulfotransferase activity
Source: RefSeq, marked provisional